Messenger RNA from Amoebophrya sp. A25, 4784 nucleotides. The record is from the annotation of a GenBank genome assembly. Lineage: Eukaryota; Dinophyceae; Syndiniales; Amoebophryaceae.
AGAUACUAGUAAUGGACCCUAUUUUUCUUCACCUUUGAUAUAAAUCUCUGUUCCUUCAUCUAGACUUUGCGAUUAUUUUCGAAGAUUUUUUGAUUCAACUUCAGAAUCAAACUGAGCGUAGUCAAACUCAACGUUGAGACAGCAGCAUGUCAGCACGGAAGUCGCUCCAUUUUUUUAUGAAGCAGGUCCACCCCGAUGCGUCCGGACACGUGCUUCCUGUUCACGCGAAAAGGGUGAACCAACAAUCCCUUAUGGUCCUCAACUCUUAUCUCGAUCGACUCGAUGGAUCAUCGUGCCAGAGGACCACCUCCUCCACUCGGAACGCGGAGAGUAGAGCUGUUAUGAAAAGUGACUUUAGUAGUAGCAUCCGAGUAGAUCUGUUAUGUUAAUAGGGGGCGCUAAAUGAGUCAUGAUGAUGGAGGACUCCUUGAUACUGUUGAUUUUUAUUGGGAAGGAAAGAUCUGAGGACAGAUGAGUAUCUAUAUGAUUUUCAUUUUGUUGGGAACAGAGACAGAAUAUCUAUAUCAUGUUCAUGCUGACAGCAGAUGUAGUAGUUCUUGUAGUACUUCUUGUCCUCUAGGUGUACCAGUACCCCCAUGUCUUCUACGAGCCUCUACUGCACUACUGAUGACUGGAUCCGGAUAAUAGAACAAUCUCCUUCAUCUGGUGACACUUACUCUUUUUACAUGAUCCGACUACCUAGAGCGCUCUUCUGAUGCCACAAUUGCAAUCUUCACUACUAUUUAUUCUACGUAAUACCCCUGGCAAAUGAGCAGUGCAAGUGCUGUACUACAAUUAGAUCCGUUCACUCCUUUGAUGCCGCUCCUCUCCCUCUCUUACUUCACGAACAGGUUUGGUACUGUUGUACCUCAAUUCAUCUAAGUAAGAACCAGACUCUAGUACGCCUUUUCUUCGUCAGCAGCUUCCUUUUUUCCGGCCUUUGGUGCGGAAAGCCACGGGUGAGAUUGUGUCGAACCGCGCAGUGCCGCUAAUCCUGGACCUUCCAACCCUGCCUCCAGGCGCGUCUUUUAUGCUGCGCGAUCAAGCUGCUACGGACCUGCUCGAACAGGCCAAACAGAAUUUAGAUUUUUAUGAUUGGAUCAUGUAAGUAGUUAAUAUAUCCUUUCGUUCAGAAGUUCUAGUCUAGUAUCUCUCUGUCUCCACUGUCUCUCUCGUCUAAGCUAACUUUGGUUCCCCUCGUCUUUCUUUCGUCGCUUCUAGGCUAGAUUGCCCUUUCUCACUUUCUCUCCAAAGCCCUCUAAUGAAAUCAAAGGAGCCGAUUUUCCGACUUGCCGCAUGGGACUGGAAGAAGCUUGCUCCGAGACGCCGUUCUCGGUAACAUCAAUGGUGAUUCAGCAAGCACGUUACGGCUGGGACGUAAAACUAAAAGCUCUAAUAGACUUAGACCCAGGUGCUUGAUUGUUAAACGUCAACGUCAACUACGUGAAGGCUCAGGAGAAGAAGAUGCCCAUGCCUCAUUCCCAUUUUUAUCUAUGUAGUUGAUGAGGGGAACGCGACAAGUAGAAGGAGAUCAUGUCUCAACAUUUUUUUGAAUAGCAAUAAAACAACGUCCUCCAUGUGGUCUAGGCUAGCUACGUACUACCAACGUCUUGGAUUAUUUCUCUAACCUGAGCUACCACAUCAACAUCGUCCUCCGAGACCUCCUCUUCGCGUGCGUCAUCCAUGGGCAGUUCAGCUUCGCGACGGGUUGUUGAAAGGUUUGAAAAGCUGUGGGACACACAGACACACGAUGUGAUGUUCAAAGAUUUAAGGCUGCCGCUGGAGUAUCCUCAACAUCAUCCCGCCCUGGCCCUUUUUCUACUUGAAAAUGGAGCCAGGAUGCACGCAGGGACGCGACCGCGGUAGCUCUAACAGAUGCACUGUACGACGACCCUGCGGCAACGAAGCGCCUCGCAGCGAUGGAGGCCUAUCGUCGACGAUAUCAAGCACAACUGCUGCGCAAGGCACUCAAGACGAAGAAUAAACAUUAAGCAGAGGGUUUUUGACUAUCUAGUAAUGCUAACAAAGACAUGAAGAAGGAGGAUUUCGUUUUGUCAUUUAUGCUUCUUUGUAGUCGGACUUGUGGUUCUUUCAUCUGUAGUGCAGCGGAAGGAUCCUAAGAUAGUCCCUCCAUCCAACCAAUUUCUAUGGUGUAGGAAUUAUUCAUGUGUGCGAAUAGGAUGUUCCAAGUAUUGAGAAGAAACAGAGAGACUGAAGAGUCUGAGACCUACGACUAGACAAAUAAGAGUACUACGACUAGCACAAGCUAGGCACCAACUACAGCAAGUAGUAGUUUAUAGCAGCAGAAGUAGGACUUCUAUAGAGUUAAUAUCCAGCUGCUAACUUCGCCAUACUAUUAAGAUGGGAUUAUUGGCCUUGGGGAGUUGCUAUGAUGAAACAAGAUCGGGGUUUGUACUCGACACAGGCAUGGCCACUAUUAAAACUGAAAACGUUUCUAAAAUCGGGGCCGACGGCGACGGCUGGAGAGUGUCGACAAGAGGGCGGAGGCAAAAGUAGUGGAGAAGUUCGGAGCUGUGGCUGGAGCAGGACAACAAGAGUAAGGUUGUAGACAAGAAGUUGACUCAUUGUCAGGCUCCUCUUUAGUUUUUAGGCAUGAAGAUCAUGGACUUCAUCAAGAAAAGCUUCCAAAUUAUUAUCUAUGAUGAUUUUAGCACUGCUUUACUGCCAGUGAACGCUGAGGAAGUGAGUACUUAUCGGCUAUUAAAAGGAUAGACCACUUCGACGCAUGAAAGGAAAAGUAAGGACCACGUAUGAUAAGCUUACUUUCUUCAUCAUCAUCUAAGACUGAGACGUGAUUCACUAAGACUAAGACGUGACUCACUAAGACUAAGACGUGACUCAGCCAGAGCCUCAUUCUGUUGAACAAGAUGGCGGAGAAAGAUGUGCGUCAGGUCCAAAGAAACUCCGCAUGAUCGAGUAUGGCUAUCAUCCGGACCUGGUGUUUAUGGAGCCUGGCCUUACACCAGCACAACAGACCGAAGGCAUAAGUUAAGAACAUGAUUAUCACAAGCACUUCUCUCUUAAGUAGUACACUUUUUACUGAGAUUCCUUGAGUACUCAUGAUUUCCAAAGAGAGACUUUUUAAUGAGCAUUUGUUGUUUAUAACUACUAGACGAGAGAGUUCGUUGAACCCGUUGUAGAGGAACUGCGACUUUAUAGGAGUGCUACGAUCUCGUCUACUUGGUUCAUGAACUGGACUAAAAAGUUGUAACCACACAUUUUGUCAUUUGUAGUUGUCCUGCAAGUGUGAGCCCCAAAGCCCUCUAAUACAAGCGAUGCUGUGGCGUACACUUGCAGAAGGAGAAUAACACUGCGGAAUUCUGGCUACUGGAAAAUUUGUGGAGAGCCAUGCGAGGGACAGAGCAGUCGCCAUCUACUUCUACGUCUCUCACUCUUGUUGCAUAUACAACAUGAACAUCCAUGGUUCUAGAUCAAGAUGAUAACUUUCAGAACUACGUCUUUGUAGAGGAGAGCGGCAUGGUUGUAACAGCGUAGUAGUUUGUUGCAGGGAAAGACGAAUCAAUACAAGGUGUUUUUUUUUACUUGAUGAUUGCAGAGGCACAUGAGCCGCACUCGUCUCCCAGCGGACGAAGGCCAUUCUCUAUGACGAGACUCAGUUUUAUAUUAUUCGAUCCCCAUGCACAUGUUGUUCGGAUCUACUUGUCGUCAUUCUAAUAAAACUCCCGAAGACCACGACGACGACCGCAAGCGCAACUCGUGUACUGCAAGUUCCGCGAGGAUCCCGCUGGUUUUGUGUGCUAAAGAGUUAAGCAGAGCUGCAGAGAAAUAAUACAAAGAAAAGCAAAAUUUUUCUAUCCGACUAUCUGUCAGGACGAUCAUGAUCACGGCUUGCCUUACAUACAGUCCAAAUCAAUGGUGGAAGAAUUAUAUAAUACUGUCAGUCUGAUCAAUAGGAGAAGGACUUUAAAUUACGCAAACUUUUAUAUUAGACUUAUAGAGUAAUCACCAGACGGCCGUGACGGAUGAUAAAGAAAUAGUGCAAUGAGCUCUACGUCCUCUACUAAGAGAUGGCGAGUAUCGAGCGGAGCGCGGAUGCGUUUUUGUACCCUACAAUUUCGAUGUUGCCGCAUUGUCCGCAUUGCUAGAGGAAGAACUUGAUGUCUUGCGUGCGGAUCUUGUGCAACGCAAGCAACAAGGGAAUCGAAAUGAAGCAUAGAAGAAUUAUUCAAUAUUCGUGAAGAACACGGCAAUGGCAUUCUUGAGAAAACUGAAUUAAACAUUUGAACAACGAACCGUAAGACCCUAUAAAUAUUUCUUUCUUUUCCCCUACGCAUACCGGCACUUAGUUAGUAGGGCAGACAGCAGCUGCACCUCCACGUCAACGAGAGUGUAUUUCAACAGUCAUCGAUCUCAAUCACUCCAAAAAAGAGUCAGGUGCGCAAUUAUCUCUGUUGCAAAGAGAGUGAUCCGAAUCGGUGAAGAUGCUUCUCGUAUGCAACGCAUCCCUAAGAUCAUUGUUUUAAGGCUAAUUGAUAUGGGUAGCUCAUGCAGUGUGUUGUCGCAGUGGUACCUUGGCAGAAUCGGUUCCAGUCUCAAUCUCGCAAGCACAAGAAAUUCCAAAAAAAUGGGACCAAAACCAGGUAACAACGGGUAGCCCUCUAUAAUAUAGAUACUUCCCGCAGAUCUUCUAGUUGCGUGCGAAGUUGGUUCCUUUAAACUGGUGAUAGUUGGAUGCAUAAAAACGCAUUGCUGAUGCUGUCGUAAUUUUUCUCAAUCAAUCAAGAUUCGUUUCUGCCUUGGAG